Daucus carota subsp. sativus is the source of this 788-nucleotide messenger RNA. Its product is annotated as heavy metal-associated isoprenylated plant protein 28. The transcript has 3 exons. The record is from RefSeq and is a predicted model, not a curated record. Gene Ontology annotation, molecular function: metal ion binding. Bases 127 to 600 code for a protein of 157 amino acids. NCBI's taxonomy places the organism in Eukaryota, Viridiplantae, Streptophyta, Magnoliopsida, Apiales, Apiaceae.
CGAUCUGUUUCAUCAUUUCACAUACGAAUGCUAACCAGAACUCAUACAUAUAUAUCACUUGCUUAAAUUGCUUCAACUUCAUCUCAUAGCUGCAACACCAAGCUAACAUUCCAUAUAUCAAAGAUCAUGACGACCACAGAAAUGCACGUACACAUUGAUUGCCCCGGAUGCGAGGACAAAGUCAGGAAAGCUCUCACAAAUCUCAAAGGAGUGGACAGUGUAGAUAUAGAUAUGGAAAUGCAAAAAGUGACGGUAACAGGUUGGACGGAGCAGAAGAAAAUUCUCAAGACGGUGAGGAAAACCGGACGGAGGGCGGAGAUAUGGCAGUUGCCCUACAACCCGGAGCUCCGAAACAGCAACUACAACCUCAGUGGAGGUCAGCACAUGAAUCAUGGAGGUGUUGCGCCCUAUGUAACGCAGCAACCCGUGGCGUCAUCCUCGUAUAACUACUACAAGCAUGGCUAUAGCAUUAGUGGACAUGGGACUCAUUCUCAGUAUAAUCAUUAUUCCACCUCCCAUUCCUCUGCGGGAUCCAUUUUUGGGCACCAAACUGGAGCUGCUUUUAGCGACGAAAAUCCUAAUGCAUGUUCUGUCAUGUGAUGAAGUGACUUACAAGUUACAAACACCAAUAUAAAGGUUUGGAGUGAUUUGUAAGGCUAUUACAACCAAGUCAUUAUGCAUAAGCAUUAAUGAAUUGAAUAGCAUUUGCAUGUGUUUUUUUUGGAUUUUCGUAUUAUAUAUGUAUUGUAAUGUUAUAUAAAUGUCAAAAAUCACUUUUGUUUAUUGAG